This is a messenger RNA of Scaptodrosophila lebanonensis, 642 nucleotides long. RefSeq names its product protein sisterless A. The record is from RefSeq and is a predicted model, not a curated record. NCBI's taxonomy places the organism in Eukaryota, Metazoa, Arthropoda, Insecta, Diptera, Drosophilidae. The transcript has 2 exons. The coding region runs from base 1 to 642 and encodes 213 amino acids.
AUGGAACAGAAUCUUUUUCUGCACAAAUUCUAUGCUCAGAUAGGCGACGUGAAUCUUAGAUCUGCACCGAUAAUGGCACACCAAUAUCAGCGCCCGAGUCUCCCCCUCACAACGCACACAAACUACAGCCACAAUAAGCCGGAACAAAUCGACGAACUGGUGGCCGUGGAGCUGCAGCAUCUCAAGACCCACUAUGCUGACGAGGAGCAACGCUAUGUGGACCAAAUGCUGCUCGAGAAUCCCAUUGUGGUAGAGCGGCGUGCGGCAUCCAAAUCCGAAAGUUCAACAACAACAACAACAACAACGGAAAUGUUGAAUGCCACACCAGUGGCGAUGGCAAAUACAAUGACAACCCAUGCCAAUGGACGCGAUGUGCAACGCCAGCGAGCCGAAUCCUGCCGCAAGUCACGCUACAACAAUAAAAUCAAAAAGGCCAAGCUCCGCUUUCGCCACAAGUUCGUCUGCAAUCAGCUGGCCGAGAGCGCCAAUGUGCUCGACUAUAUACGUGGAGUCAUUGCGCAGGCGGAGACUCAACUGCUGGCCCGUGGCUUCAAUCGGGCGGCCCUCGAGCGCAUGCGCCAGAACUUCGGCGUCGAUCGCUGCGUUACUUCUUCUUUAGAUGCCAUUGAAAUUCACAUCUAG